Molecule: messenger RNA, 2113 nt
Organism: Zingiber officinale
Lineage: Eukaryota; Viridiplantae; Streptophyta; Magnoliopsida; Zingiberales; Zingiberaceae
Product: glycosyltransferase family 92 protein Os08g0121900
Exons: 2
Coding region: 245-1996 (583 amino acids)
Source: RefSeq, a predicted model, not a curated record
GCGAAUCCAAACCACAAGCCUGCAACUUUCUAUCCAGACCACAAUUCUUUUCUUUUUCUCCUGCUUCUUCGUUUGUAACCGUCGAACGGUUCUGGAGCAGGCACCGCCGCUCCAGCGUCGUCGUCCGCUUCAUUUCUGAUUCCUAUGAACGACUGGCCGCAAGCAAGAGGCGAAGGAAGAGGAAGAGGAGGAGGCCGCCUCGUCUCGGAUCUGGUGGCGCUCCGCCGCCACCGCCUCUGAGGCCAUGAAAGAACGAAGAAGAGUCGCUGGAGGAUGGGGGAGAUCUUCGUCCAAGGGCACCUCCGCCUCUUUCUCGUGGCAUGCCAUUUUCGUCUUCCUUUGCUGCGCCCUCUUCGCCAUCGUUGCCUACUCCACCUUCCGAAUCUUUGCAGUUUCAUCUCGACCGGUGUUGCUACCGACCUGGCAGACAUCGGCCAUCAAUGCCCUUGCUUCCGAUCACCCCUUCCUCCGGCGAGACGCCACCACCUCCAAGAAUGGCAGCAGCAAGCACCCUUCCAUCGAGAUCCAAGAAGCCAUUUCCUUUCCAGAUGAGGUCCUCCUCUUUCUCCGAUUCCCCAGUUCCCUCCCGCAAUCCGAUCUUGUUUGCAUCUACUACCACCCCUCCUCACGCAGUCCCCACGUCCAGUUCCCUGCCGUCGUCCCUUCCAGGACGACUCCCUUCAUUAUCUGCCCCGUUGGGCCUCAAGGCUUCCCUGUUUCCAUCUCGCCUGAUCUCCCCAUGCUCCACCCCUUGCCUUCCGACCACCUCACCUACGCCGCCCUCGUCGACCCCAAUGACAACUCUACCAUCGUCUUCGCCAAAGGCUUCAACCUCCGCCCCGCCCGCCUCUCCGAUCCCUCUCGCUUCGAGUGCGUCUUUGGCUGGAACUUCUCGACGCCUAAGUACCUUCUGACCUCCCCUGCAUUAACAGCAGCCCAGGAAAUUAUCCGCUGCAGCACCCCACCGAGCAUCCUCCUCCGUCUCGGCUCCCGACCGCACCUCGAUCCUCCUCUGAUAUCCGUCAAGACAAAGGACCCAGGCGCGACCGCUCUCCCUUCCAUCGCCCGCCCUGAAACCCUCCCCGCAAGCCCAAGGCAAAAGCGGCACACCAUGUGCGUCUGCACGAUGCUGCGCAACCAAGCGAAGUUCCUGCCAGAAUGGAUCAUUUACCACGGCCACAUAGGGGUCGAGCGCUGGUUCAUAUACGACAACAACAGCGACGACGACAUCGAGCAAGCCAUCGGAUCAUUAACCAUGUCUUCUAACUACAGAAUCAGUCGCCAUUUGUGGCCCUGGGUUAAAACCCAGGAGGCAGGAUUCGCGCAUUGCGCUCUUCGAGCCAGAAGCCACUGCGAGUGGGUAGGAUUCAUUGACGUCGACGAGUUUUUGUACCUCCCCACCAAUGUCACACUGCACGAUGUUCUCCAGAACUACUCGAGCAUACCACGGAUAGGGGAGCUCCGGACGACAUGCUACAGUUUUGGCCCCUCCGGAAGGAAGACAGCACCUUUGGAAGGUGUCACUUUGGGAUACACUUGUCGGCUGUUGGCUCCGGAGCGGCACAAGUCAAUUGUCCGGCCAGAGGCACUGGAUCCUUCUCUCACCAACGUAGUGCACCAUUUUCGAUUGAAAGAAGGUAUGCGAUACGUCAACAUGGAGAAGGGACUCAUGGCGAUCAACCAUUACAAGUAUCAAGCGUGGGAGGUGUUCAAGGAAAAGUUUCACCGUAGAGUUGCUACCUACGUUGCAGACUGGCAGAAUGAGGAGAAUGUGGGAUCCAAGGACCGGGCUCCAGGCCUGGGCACAAAGGCAGUGGAGCCACCUGAUUGGUCGAGCCAGUUCUGCGAGGUUAACGACACAGGGCUCAGAGAUUCCAUUUUUUUCAACUUUGUUGACCCAAGAAGUGGCCUUCUUCCAUGGCAGGAGGGAGAACUUAAUUUUAUUCAUCAAACCAAUACAGAGAAGGCUGAUAAUGAGAUCCAACUGGUGAAAUAGGUGUUUUGGCAAAUCUUGAAUCUUAAAUCGAUCCUAAUUCCUCUUUGUUUUUCAUUGAUUAUCCACUCAUUACCAAGUGUAUCCUUUUCAUGCUUGUAACUUAGUAGUUAGAAGACU